UACAUAUAUUGUCAUCAUGAACUCAUCAUCAUCAUCUGCACAUCAGGACUACAUACUACCAGACACUCCUUCUCCUCAACAAAGCACUUCCUUCCCAUCUUACUGGGCAGCGCGAGCUGCACAGCAGAAGAAGAAGCUUCCAACCACCACUACCACUGCUGCUGCUACACCCGACAGCGACAAGUCACCACUGAAGAGCCGUGGUAUCUUUGUGGAGAGGGACUUGAGCAGUGAGGAAAUAAUCGUACCAGACAGUCCACCAUCAUCCACAUCUCAUCCGGAGUGGGCACCGAGGCGUGUACCGCUCACCAUGAUCUCCAACAAGCAACAACAGCAGCAGCAACAGGGGAAGAGAAAGCUGCACUUUCUGGAUGAGGAGGAUGAGGAGACCAUCUUUGUACCCUCAAAUCACCCCGCUUGAGGGAUGAUGAUGAGGGGAGGAUGAUGAUUUUGUUUCACUCAUCAAUCGGCCAUCACCAAAACCAUGGAUGCCUUUC
Messenger RNA from Nilaparvata lugens (brown planthopper), 497 nucleotides. RefSeq lists its product as uncharacterized. The transcript is spliced from 2 exons. NCBI's taxonomy places the organism in Eukaryota, Metazoa, Arthropoda, Insecta, Hemiptera, Delphacidae. The record is from RefSeq and is a predicted model, not a curated record. Bases 17 to 421 code for a protein of 134 amino acids.